This is a messenger RNA of Lodderomyces pseudojiufengensis, 1308 nucleotides long. RefSeq names its product histone chaperone (gene NAP1). Gene Ontology annotation, cellular component: chromatin; nucleus. NCBI's taxonomy places the organism in Eukaryota, Fungi, Ascomycota, Pichiomycetes, Serinales, Debaryomycetaceae. The record is from RefSeq and is a predicted model, not a curated record. The transcript has a single exon. Gene Ontology annotation, molecular function: histone binding; chromatin binding. Gene Ontology annotation, biological process: nucleosome assembly. The coding region runs from base 1 to 1308 and encodes 435 amino acids.
AUGUCUGAACCAAUCAAGAAGAAAAACGGUGAUAUUGCAAAAGCACCUACACCACAAAAUACACCAUCAAGUGUAACCACAUCAUAUUUAAAAUCUCAACCUCCAACAGUUUCAACAAUUAAUGAAGAUAUAAAUGAAGAUAAAUUAAAUCAAACAUUAGCUAAUAAUCCAGUUUUAUUAUCUAUGAUUCAAGGUAAAUUAGGUGAUUUAGUUGGUAAAAAUUCAGGUUAUAUUGCAAAUUUAUCAAAACCUAUAAAAAAUAGAAUAUUUGGUUUAAAAUCAAUACAACAACAACAAAUGAAAUUAGAAGCAGAAUUUCAAAAAGAAUUAUUAGAAUUAGAAAAAAAAUUUUUUAAAAAAUAUGAACCUUUAUAUUUAAAAAGAAAAGAAAUUAUAAUUGGGAAAAUAGAACCUAGUGAAAAUGAAAUUGAAGAAGGUAAACAAUUGGAUGAAACUUUGGAAAGGGAGGAAGAAGAAGAAGAAGAAGAUGGUGAUGAAGAAGAAGAAGAAGAUGAUAAUGAAAAAGGUAUUCCAGGAUUUUGGUUAACUGCAUUAGAAAAUUUAACAACAAUUCAAGAAACUAUAACAGAUAGAGAUUCAGAAAUUUUAUCAAAUUUAAUUGAUAUAAGAAUGAAAUAUUUAAAUACUCCAGGAUUUGAAUUAAUAUUCGAAUUUCAAGAUAAUGAAUUUUUAAAUAAUAAAAUUUUAACAAAAACUUAUCAUUAUCAAGCAGAAUUAGGUUAUUCAGGAGAUUUCGUUUAUGAUCAUGCAAAUGGUUGUGAAAUAAAUUGGAAAUCAAAAGAGAAAAACCCAACUAUUAAUAUAGAAAGAAGAAAACAAAGAAAUAAAACUACAAAACAAACAAGAACUGUUGAAAAAUUAACUCCAACUGAAUCAUUUUUCAAUUUUUUUGAUCCUCCAAAACCACCUAAAAAAUUUAAUAAAGAAAAUGAUGAAGAUAACAAUAUAGACGAAGAACAAGAAAAUAAUGAAGAUGAAGAACAAGAAGAAGAAGAUGAAGAUUUAGAAGCAAGAUUAGAAUUAGAUUAUCAAUUAGGUGAAGAAAUAAAAGAUCGUUUAAUUCCAAGAGCAGUAGAUUGGUUUACUGGUGAUGCAGUAGAUUAUGCUUAUCCUGAUGAAUUUGAAGGUGAUGAAGAAGGAGAAUUUUCAAAUGAAGAAGGUGAAGAUGAUGAUGAUGAUGAAGAUGAUGAAAAUGAAGAUGAUGAAAAUGAAGAUGAUGAUGAACAAAAUGAAGAACUGGGUAAUAAUGAAGAAAAACAACCACCUCCUGAAUGUAAACAACAAUAA